CCUUAACUCAAUCUGACAUCCGAAAUCUUUGCCUCGACGCCAGACGCCAUGGCACAACCAACGAAAAAGCAUCGACCAUGGCGACCAUCAAGGGUCUACUGGGCGUUACAGCCACCCACUCUUUGCUCUCCUUGUAUGAUGAAUGCCUCUCCGUUGCCAAGAAGGAGCAAAGACAGAACGCGCCUUUGCUGACGACAGUCUCGUCCGACUCGUCACAAACACAACAGACGCUCACCUGUGGUGCCACGAAACCAUUGCUGGUACCUCUUUCUCUUCACGAGGCUCAGGCAACGUUACUGGACUUUGACAAGACGCAAUGGAAUGCCCAAUCAGAUCGUCCCAAAUACCUUCCUAUUGGAGUCAUUCGGUCAAUGAGAGUUUUACUACAGCAUUGCAAAACCGCCAAUGACGCUACUACCAAUGACGGUGCUGCGACUACUAGUUCUACCGUGGAUCAACUUGAACAAGCUCUGGGUGAGACCCAAAUAUACUUUACACCACCUCCCCAAAGUAAUGACAAUGAUAGCUACGCCAAACGCAAAUUCCGGGAACGCAUGGAACGAUUGCGACUGCAGAAUGAGGAAACAAACUAUUACAAAAUGACAUCCAAUGUUGGAGGCAAGAAACAGCAGGAUGAUGAUAUCACUACCAAAUCCAUGACCUAUGCUGCAAGCGUAGGACUCAACAUGAUUGUUGCCCCCAUUUCCUUUGGGGUGUUCAUGUUCUUCUUUUCGGGGCCUGUUUUGAGGUUUGUGUGGAAAGAGUUUAAAGUCCUACCUGGAGGAACGGAUAUUCGCAAGGUGAUUAUUGGUGUCAUUUCUGGUGUUGCCAUGCUCUUUAUUGAAAUGAUCCUCUUUGUGAUUCGUACACAUGAAUUGGAUCGGGCAAUGAUCAAAAAACAAAAGAAAAAGGGUACAUCGGUACAGCCUUUUGGGGAGUAUUCAUCUGUCAGCAAAAAGACCUAUGGAAAGGAAGAAUGAACUUUGGUUGCUAGCAAGUAUCCAUGAGGUAAAGACAGAAACAUUAGAAUGCAAGCACUAUCUACCCAAGUGAUUCGAUUCGCUUGUCCAUGUUGCUUUCAAUUCUGGGCACAGUUGAUUGUACGGAGUCUUCCAGGGACCACAAAUUCUGUAGUGAACUACCUACAUGUAGCCAGCAAACUCGAGAUCAGGCGUUGCUAGCCACUCUAGAGACCUCAUAUACCGUACUGUAUUCGAUGGAUUUGGCGGCAUCUUGAACAAGGAUCGGGAAGGUGGGUCGCGAGAUGGCUGCAUCCUCUCCUGAUCUUAUUGCUUCAACAGCUUCCUUGGCUUCCCUGCCAGGCGACGUUCCAGUGUCCACAACACCUCAUCCAUCCAUCCUUGCAACGUCAAUCUUUAGAAGGCGAAGGCCUUUUGCUUUUCUCCGAUGGCGGCGGGGAAUGGCUCAAAGUCACCGGUAUAUAAGCCAUAUCAACAGCAAUAAACUGUAUCGGUACUGGCUCGGCUCUUUUGCAUUGUUUUGUAGCCCACAAAAAUUAGUUUCUCUUCAAGCAAUUUGUUUUAACGAAAAUGUGUUCCAAGGUCUCUUGUCGUAAUUGCGGAAAAGCAACGUGGGUGGGGUGCGGCAUGCAUGUCAGUAGUGCCCUUCGUGGUGUCUCGACGGAGAAACGAUGUCCUAAUUGGGCCCAAGGCUCAAGACGACCUUGCAGCAGCUAGGGAGGAGGAACCCCGGUAAUGAGAGUGAUUUUCAACAUGGAAGACUGGAAACUGAUGUGCCAGAUCAAACCAAACUUAGCAAGGUCAAGAUCGAGCUCAGAAAGAUUCCAACGUGAUUCAUUAUCAUCAAUUACGAUGCUUCGGGCCUCCCAGCAGUUCUAUCCAGCCACAACUUGUUAGAUAGCAAUUUAUAGUCACUGAUAAGUCACUACAUAGAGA
This is a messenger RNA of Seminavis robusta, 1916 nucleotides long. The record is from the annotation of a GenBank genome assembly. Lineage: Eukaryota; Bacillariophyta; Bacillariophyceae; Naviculales; Naviculaceae.